Carassius auratus (goldfish) is the source of this 1075-nucleotide messenger RNA. Its product is annotated as T-cell ecto-ADP-ribosyltransferase 1-like. Gene Ontology annotation, molecular function: NAD+-protein-arginine ADP-ribosyltransferase activity; NAD+ poly-ADP-ribosyltransferase activity. The transcript has 3 exons. Lineage: Eukaryota; Metazoa; Chordata; Actinopteri; Cypriniformes; Cyprinidae. The record is from RefSeq and is a predicted model, not a curated record. Bases 165 to 950 code for a protein of 261 amino acids.
CUGGCUGUUAGCAUCUGCUUUUUCUGAUCUUCUAGUCUCAUUGCUGUUCCUGAAAGCGACAAACCAAGGAAGAAUCUGACAAAAAAAAAAAAAAAAAAAAGAAAAAAAAAAAAAGGACAAUAUUCUUAGAUCUAAGAUCAUCUGAGGGAUCUGUCUGAAUCAAGAUGCUGCUGAUCAUUGAAGCUCUUCUUCUCAUUUCAGCUGCUCUAGGAAAGGAUCACAGAGCUGCUGUUAAAGGGAAGAUAUUUCCACUGGAUAUGGCACUGAAUUCAGUUGAUGAUCAAUAUAAGGGCUGUAGAGAGAACAUGGCAAACCUGGUGAAGACAGAAUAUCUAAAAAAGGAACUCAAAAACUCAGAUGAAUUUAAUAGGGCUUGGAAAAAAAGUUCGGAAUUUAUAAAGCCAGAAGAUAAGUUGACAGAUAAUCAUUUAAAAGCCAUUUAUGUGUACUCUGAUUGUCAAGUAUUUAAAGACUUCAAUAAUGAUGCUCGUUCUGGUAAACUAAAUUAUGAAAACAAGUCAUACAAAUGGUAUUCACUUCACUUUUUGUUAACAGAUGCGAUACAGAUUCUGAAGGAACAAAACAAAUGCAUUAAGACUUAUCGUGGUACAAAUGUUAAAUUUGAGGAAAAUGUUGAGAACCGGGAGGUUCGUUUUGGUUCAUUUGCAUCAUCGUCUCGUAAUCAAAAAACAGCAAAGUCUUUUGGAACUGAAUCUUGUUUUGAAAUCGAAACUUGUGAAGGUGCUGAGGUGACAAAAUAUUCCAAGCUUCGUCAUGAGAGUGAAGUGCUGAUUCCUCCGUAUGAGAAGUUUAAAGUCACUGCUGUCAAGAAAAAAGGUCAGGAAGGUGCUUGGUGUAACACUGUGUUCAUUUUGAAAAGCUCUGGUAUAAAAAGUGAAUUAAACUGUGCUCUAUUUAGGAAACCAACAAAGUCCAUAAAAAAAUACUAGGUUGUGUACUGAGCUGAACCAAGUGUUUUGAAUACAGGGCCUGAGACUUUUCCCCCUCAGUGUAGUUCAAUGCUUCAAGAUAAUUUUAACAAUUAAAUAAAGUUAUUUUUGACAUAACUAAAUAA